Messenger RNA from Mesocricetus auratus (golden hamster), 4237 nucleotides. It is a transcript of the gene Cnnm3, whose product is annotated as cyclin and CBS domain divalent metal cation transport mediator 3. Gene Ontology annotation, cellular component: plasma membrane. Gene Ontology annotation, biological process: magnesium ion homeostasis; transport. NCBI's taxonomy places the organism in Eukaryota, Metazoa, Chordata, Mammalia, Rodentia, Cricetidae. The transcript has 9 exons. Gene Ontology annotation, molecular function: transmembrane transporter activity. The record is from RefSeq and is a predicted model, not a curated record. Bases 16 to 2139 code for a protein of 707 amino acids.
AAGGGGUAGCAGGCCAUGGCGGCGGCGGCGGCGGCGGCGGCGGCUGUGGCGGGUUGGCUGGGCUGGGUGCUUGCCGCGCUCUGUCUGGGCAGCACCGCGGGGGAGGCGGCGCCGGGAGCGGGACUGCUGGGCUUCUGCAUGGAGGACAGCGCGCCGGGCGCAGGCUCACUGCGCGGAAGGGCAGCGCCGGAGGCCACUUUCUGCUUGCGACUCUUCUGCUCGGGCUUAGCCAACAGCUCCUGGACCUGGGUGGCCCCGGAGGGCGCAGGCUGCCCCGAGGGCGGGCGGGCCACGGAGCCCGAGGAGACGGCCGCCCCCACGGGCGAGUGGCGUGCGCUGCUGCGCCUGCGCGCCGAGGCCGGGCACCCGCGCUCCGCGCUGCUGGCGGUGCGCGUGGAGCCGGGUGGAGGAGCAGCCGAGGAGGGGGCGCCACCCUGGGCGCUGGGGCUGGGGGCGGCCGGGUUGCUGGCCCUGGCGGCCGUGGCGCGCGGCCUGCAGCUGAGCGCGCUGGCGCUGGCGCCGGCCGAGGUGCAGGUGCUGCGCGAGAGCGGCUCGGAGGCGGAGCGCGCGGCUGCGCGGCGCCUCGAACCCGCGCGGCGAUGGGCCGGCUGCGCCCUGGGCGCGCUGCUGCUGCUGGCCAGCCUGGCGCAGGCGGCACUGGCGGUGCUGCUGUACCGAGUGGCCGGCCAGCGCGCCGUGCCCGCCGUGCUGGGAUGCGCGGGGCUGGUGUUUCUGGUGGGCGAGGUGCUGCCGGUCGCCGUGAGCGGCCGCUGGGCGCUGGCGCUGGCGCCGCGCGCGCUGGGCCUCAGCCGCCUGGCGGUACUGCUUACCUUGCCCGUGGCGCUGCCAGUGGGGCAGCUGCUGGAGCUGGCAGCGCGGCCGGGGCGUCUGCGUGAGCGCGUGCUGGAGCUGGCGCGCGGCGGCGGCGACCCCUACAGCGAUCUCAGCAAGGGUGUCCUGCGCUACCGGACCGUGGAGGACGUGCUCACGCCCCUCGAAGACUGCUUUAUGCUGGAUUCGGGCGCUGUCCUGGACUUCAGCGUCCUCGCCAGUAUCAUGCAGAGCGGCCACACGCGCAUCCCGGUGUACGAGGAGGAGCGUUCCAACAUCGUGGACAUUCUGUACCUCAAAGACUUGGCCUUCGUGGACCCCGAGGACUGCACGCCGCUCAGCACCAUCACUCGCUUCUACAACCAUCCACUCCACUUCGUCUUCAACGACACCAAAUUGGACGCUGUCCUGGAGGAGUUUAAGCGAGGGAAGUCCCACCUGGCCAUUGUGCAGAGGGUGAACAAUGAAGGUGAGGGUGACCCCUUCUACGAGGUGCUGGGCCUGGUCACCCUGGAGGACGUCAUUGAGGAGAUCAUCAGGUCUGAGAUCCUGGAUGAGUCUGAAGACUACCACGCCAGGGUGAGGAAGAAGACUGUUGCCCUGAGCACCCCUCUCAAGCGGAAGGAGGAAUUCUCCUUAUUCAAGGUGUCUGAUGAUGAAUAUAAAGUAAAAAUCUCACCUCAGCUGCUCCUGGCCACCCAGCGCUUCCUUUCCCGAGAGGUGGAUGUGUUCAGCCCAUUGCGAAUCUCCGAGAAAGUCUUGCUGCAUCUGCUGAAGCAUCCCAGUGUCAACCAGGAGGUGAAGUUUGAUGAGAGCAACCGCCUGGCCGCACACCAUUACUUGUACCAGCGCAGCCAGCCGGUGGACUACUUCAUUCUCAUCCUGCAGGGCAGGGUCGAGGUGGAAAUUGGGAAAGAGGGCCUGAAGUUUGAGAACGGGGCCUUCACAUACUAUGGAGUGUCUGCCCUGGCAGCUCCAUCUUCAGCUCACCAGUCCCCAGUGUCUUCACGCCAGCUCAUCCGCCAUGACCCACUGCCUGAACCAGCUGAGAGUAGCCGCCCCUCCACGUACUGUCCUGACUACACCGUGAGGGCCCUUUCUGACCUGCAGCUCAUUAAGGUCACACGGCUGCAGUACCUUAAUGCCCUCCUGGCUUCCCGAGCCCAAAGCUUGCCUCCAUCCCCAGAGAAUGCUGAGCUCCAGGCCAUCCCAGGCAGCCAGACCAGGCUUCUUGGUGACAAGUCCACCGAGACAGCAGCCUUCCCAGUAGACCUUUCCCUCUUUGGCACAUUUGGAAACUGCAGUUGAUAAAUGACUGUGGACUAGUGAGCAUUUUUUGUUUUAAGAAAACACCAAGGGUCCAGCAACAGCAGACCUGGCGUCCCAGUGGAGGCGAGCCCUGGGCAGAACCCAGGAGUGUGACUGCUUGCCAGGCAGCCCCGAGCUGGAAAUGGACAAGCGUGUGGGGAGCUGGGGAGAGCUAAGCAGGAGCGUCAUGCCAGCCUAUCCCCAACCUAUUCUGGCCACGUUUUAGAUGGCCAUUAUAAGAUGUGGGUCCUGGGCCUCCUGAGUGCUAGAGCCUUCAGCUGGCCCUGCCUUCCCUUAGGAGAUGGGAUUGGCAGAGUGGUCCUCCAGUAGAAGCCUGUUUCUGGGGGGAUGAAAGGAACAGCAUCAUCUCUAGUCCCAGGGUCCAGCUUGUCCCCUGCGACUGUCACAGCAGUGUCUGUACCUCCCUGAACCAGGUGCCACAUGGAUGGGUGCAGUUACUGCCUUUACAUGGCCUUGGCCUGUCUCCCUUUGCUUUUGAUUGGCCAACCCUCUGUUGCUGGUUCACUUUAUGAGCAAACCAAGAGUGCUGGCUGUAAAUGAAGAUUCAAAUCUAUGACCCUGUCAUGCACUUUUUGGCUUCCCUUACAAUGCCAUAUUUUCAUUCAUGCACUCCAGUUUUUUUUUUUCAUGUGCCAAAUCUAAAAGCACGGUUCCCCAAUAAGUCUGUGCCUAGUCCUGCUCCCUCCACAGGAGGUAGCUUCUCUGGCUCCUUCUGAAGUCAUGAGCAGGCCGCCCAGUGACACGGGAAGCCUGCCCAGCAUGGCCGGUCAUCAGCUUGUGUCUCUCUUCCGCCUGCCGGGUCAUGGGUGGGAAACCGAAAGUCAGGGUUGGGUACCUGCCUCGUAUUUGUGUCCAAGCCUCUGGGGAGAUGUGCAGCUAUGUCGUGUAGAGAGCAGCACAGGGAGGGUUGUUUGUAAACCUGGAACCUCCUUGUCACCUGCUGAGAAGUUGAGGUUUUCUUAUAUCUGAAAUAUUGCUGUUUCCAGUGACACUGCUGUAGAGGUGCAGGGAUGGAAAGCACUGGUUUUCUCUCCUACUUUACCUACAUUUUCCUUCCACAGUUUCAGCUCUGGGACAUAGAUUGGGGUGGGAAGGGAGGAUUUCUGGAACUUUCCUCAAAAGAAUGUGGGUCCUGGUAAGUGAGACUUGCAGGGCAAGAGAACAGUGUCAUGCUUGCUGAGAAAUAUUCCCAAGGAAUAUGCUCUAAUAACAAACUCAGGUUGGAGGCAAAUCAUUUCUCUCCAGAACAGAAUUCUGAAUUUUGGCUGCACCUCAGAAUCACCUGGCAAAUUAGAGCUUCGAGACUUAGGCCCUUCUGGGACAUCUGAUUUAGUCACCUUGAACACCAGGGUUAUGGUCUUGAGAUAGGUUUAGAUCCAUAGAAGAGUUCCAUGUGCCCUUUUCUCAGCUUCCCCUAACGUUAACGUGUUAAAUAACCUUGUUACAUUUAUCAAAAUUAAAAUGUUAACAUCGGUGCCAUACUAUUUAACUGGAGGCUUGAUUUGAAUUUUUCUGGUAAUGUCAAGGUAGGAUGCCAAAAUGCACUUAACAGCUAUUGUUUUCCUUUUUACCUUUGUAUUUUAUAGUAAUUGCAGAUUCAUACAAUUACAAAGAUGCAGAGUCCAUGCAUCCCUUAUCUGGUUUUCCUCAGUGGUCCUGUGUCACAAACUAUAAUGUCAUCUCAAAGCCUGGAGUGGUGCAGAUGGUACCUGGCCCCUACAUGGACCUGAGUAACUGCUACCCAAGUCUAACCCACGUCCUGUCACUACCAGGGUUCCCCCUGGACUGCCACUCAGAGACACCUGCCCCAUUACUAAGCCUUGGUAACUGCUAGACUGUUCCUUAUCUCUGUUGCGUUGUCAUUUCAAGAAUGUUGUUUGAGGGGUUGUGCAGUGUGUGGCCAUUUGGGGUUGACUUCUUCUCUGGGAUUGAUCCAGGUCAUUGUGUCGGUAGUUUGUUCCCUUUUCUUGCCAAGUGGUAUUCCAUGGUGUAUUCAUUGUCCUGUCAAAGGACACCUGGGUUGUUUCCAGUUUUUGGCCUUUUCCAAAUAAAGCUGCUAUGAACAUUCUUGUACAGA